Messenger RNA from Culex quinquefasciatus (southern house mosquito), 1663 nucleotides. RefSeq lists its product as uncharacterized. The transcript has 6 exons. Lineage: Eukaryota; Metazoa; Arthropoda; Insecta; Diptera; Culicidae. Bases 225 to 1553 code for a protein of 442 amino acids. The record is from RefSeq and is a predicted model, not a curated record.
ACAAGAACUCUGUUGAUUUUACUGACUUUGUUGAGUUAUUUCUAUUCUUUAAGGUUUGAUGCAGAUUUAAAUUCCAGCUGAAAAAUAUCGUUUUCCUUAAGCAAAUAUAGAGCCAAUGCGACGUUUUUAACGAUACUAUAAACCGGAAACACAAACAGUUAAGGCAACAGAAGUGCAACGUGGCUGAUUGAUCGGCCUCCUAACUGGUGAAACUUACCAGCAUUAUGGAUACUGCAUAUUCAGCCGAAAUAAUUAACAAAUUCAGCAACAUGAAUCUGCAAAACAAGCCAAGGAACGCCCCACAAUAUGGAAUGCUCACACCAGAACAGAUAUCCGAUGCGCACAAGCCUCUGGACAUCCGACCACAGUCUUCGUUCAUUCCUGCGAUUUGUAAUUUUCAAACUGCUAGGAAAAUGGCCCAGGAAAACUUAGAGCAUCAACCAUUGCCAGAUGCGGUUAUGGACAUUGCAUUUCGGAAGGCUCAGGUAGCGGGUUCGGCAAAUCCUGGGAUCGCACUGGAAGUGGGUCCGUACGCGACCGGCGUUGGGAGCAAAAACUACAAAGCAGGUCCAACAAAGUGUACAAAAUACAGAGUUUAUCGACCAAAAACAUGUGGAGUUAUUCCAAAACCUUUGAGCGCGUCCGGCAUUAAGGAAAUUGUACCCGAAUUCAAGAAACGGUCAAAGGUCGGCGCGAUGGAUCUUGCUAUUGGGUGGGAUUAUCGAACAAAGCAAGAGCCUCGCCGGGCACUCUAUAUGGACGGUUCAAAGGCUUCGGUAGCACCACCAAUAUUCGAGGUGGUCGAAGCGCCGAAAGAGCUUAAUUUGCCCAACGUUGUACACUCCGGUGGAGUAUUUUCAAACACGCUGGGUGAGGAAGAUUUCUUCGAUCGGGAUAUUAUCCGGCAGCACGAUGAGUACACUAAAAAUUACACGCUGGCUAAUCGCUGCAAAUGUAACAAAAAUGAUAAACCAAAAACACCAACUUCCGGAAACAAACAGGCCAAAUCUCCACGGCCAGAGGCCCAAAGUGAUGAGAAUGUUGACAACGCUUUACCGGAAAUGGCCGAGUUACCGGAGCUGGUUCCGCAACGCAGCAAGAGCACUCCGAACAUGACUCAAUUACUGGACCAAGAAGUUAACAUGCCAAGCAGCAGACAACGGUCUCCGAAUGAAAAGCAAAGGGACAACAAAAUACCCCGCCUGUGUCACUCCAACCAGGACGACGAGUUUACCUAUAAGGUCCAGCACGAGUUCCGGUGCGCGUUUAAGGCCGGCAUACCGCAAAGUAAUUCGUCCGGAACAGUUGCUAGCUUUGACAGUGGCAUUGGGAACUGUUUACCAAAAAAUGAACCCAAGAAGCUUACGGUCCCCAGACCAAGGGAUCCGUACACUAAAAAGAAUUAUAUAAUAAACACGCUGGCCCCUCCCUUUGCUUUUUGGAAAAAGGGCUCUGGAUAUCCAGACUAUUGGCGUUUAGUGAGUGUUUAUCAACAUGCUUAUAAACCAGCGGAUAAAAGGAAGUACCCGUUGAUAAAGACGGUUUAUCAAUAGUAUACAAACUUUAGUGAACUUGAUGAACUGGAUUACAUUGAUGGUUUCAAAAAUUUCAACUUCCUUUCAACAGUCAUGUAAUUAGCGAAAAUAAAUGUUUGAUUCAAAAA